Aquila chrysaetos chrysaetos is the source of this 3439-nucleotide messenger RNA. RefSeq names its product chromosome 4 C8orf34 homolog (gene C4H8orf34). The transcript has 14 exons. NCBI's taxonomy places the organism in Eukaryota, Metazoa, Chordata, Aves, Accipitriformes, Accipitridae. The record is from RefSeq and is a predicted model, not a curated record. The coding region runs from base 535 to 2409 and encodes 624 amino acids.
AGCCCGGGCGUCAACGGGCGCCAACGGCCGCGGCGCUGACAGGAGCCCCCGGCCAUUGGCUUCGGGAGCGGCGCUGUCGCGAGGGCGGCAGCUCGAGCCGCGGCUGUUCCCGUAACCAAGGCGCUGCCAGGCACAGGCGCGCGCGCACACACACACCACACACCACACACACCCCGAGCGCGGAGCGGCGCGGGCUCGGGGGCCGCCUUUGCAGGUCUUCUCUUCCCUGCACCAUGCUCCGCUCCAGGCAGCGCCCGCCCGCUGCUCCCUGAGGGGAGACAGCCCGCCGCCGCCCCGCGCCCCGUUACAGCGGGCGACUGGCACCCGGCUAACCGCGCCCCCCCCCCCCCCCCCCCGGCGGUUACCUGAGUUAGCUCCGUCCCGGGGACUUCGGGCUGCCGCCCCUUCGCAGCGCCUCACCCCGCUCCCGCUGUGGUAGCCCUUGGGCGGCGGGGGAGCGAGCCGCGAGCAGCCGGAGGGACUGCAGCCGCCGCCGGGGGAGAGGAGCUCCAGCCCCCGCCUCCGGAGCUCUUCAUGGCGUCUCACCAGCAGACCAGGAUCCAAGCCUACCUGGAGAAGAAUAAGAUCGGUCCCCUCUUCGAGGAGUUGAUGACCAAGCUGAUAACAGAGACACCUGACCAGCCAAUCCCAUUUCUAAUUGAUCAUCUUCAGUCCAAACAGGGGAACCGCAGUCAGCUUCAGAGAACGUUGUCUGGCUCUGCUGCCCUUUGGGCAGAGAGUGAAACAUCAGAAAAUAAAGGAACAAGGAGAGAUUUUAGAAGUUAUGAUAAACCUUGGCAGGUAAAUGCAAAAAAGCCUAAAAAGUCAAAGAGCGACCUUGCUGUGUCCAACAUUUCUCCACCAUCACCGGAGUCCAAGUCAUUGCCAAGGUCAAUAGAGCAUCCUAAAUGGGAUUGGAGGACAAAACCGGAGAACCAUGAUUUUGAUGAACUAAAUCAUAUUCUUCAAGAGAGCAAAAAACUUGGAAAAGCCCUUGAGAAUCUGUCUCGCAGCAUUGCUAUUUCUGAUGAACUUGAUAAGGACACAACAGGUUUUAACACCCCCCUUCUUAGACCUCGUGUGAUUGGAGAAUGGAUUGGCCGUGAAGAGAAUGAUGCAGACCCACUGGCUGCUGAGAUGCUGCAGCCGCCAAUACCAAGAAAUAAAAAUGAGCAGUGGGACAGCGAGGAUAGCAGCAGUCCUGGAGGAAGCUUAAAAAUGGAGCCAAAGACCAAAGGACUAAAACAACAACAGCAACAACAUAAGAAACUGCUGGCUGCCAUGCUUUCUCAGGACUCCUUUGAUUCUGCUCAAAGCACAGCUCCAUCUGUAACCGAAGAAGAUAUUGACAAUGAAGAUGAUGCAAUGGAACUGCUGGAGGAUCUUGAUGAUCUAAGAAUGGAAGGAGUAACAAGUGUGAUGUCUUCUGGGAGCAAAUUCAAUCAGACUCGAAGUGCUCAUACGUCUGAGCCUCAAGCAAAGGUCACAUUGAAUAUCUGUGCAAGAUGUGCCAGAUUGCAAGGAGAUAAUUUGGCAGAAAGGCCGGAAGAUGUCUCCAUGGUAUCUCAAACAUCUGAGCCAGCAGUGUCAGACUCUGAUGCUCAAGUACCUGGGGUUGAAACACUUACAGAAGAUAUUGAUGAAUUUCAGAGUGCCUCUCAAGUGGCAGGAUCUACGAUUUGGACCCUGGAUGCCAUGGGUGUCAGACCUGGAGGUUCCCCAAGGCAGAAACUCUUACAGGACUCCUUAGCAGCAAAAGAACUUCAGACCAUGGAGAAACACUUAGCUGAUAUUGAGAAAGACCUAGCGCUAUGGGAAGAAGCAAGGCUCUCAAGAAGCCCUAGUAUCCAACAUCAUAGUUUAGUUACAUCUGACCAUCAAGGCCAUCUUCAAGCCACACAGGGCCAAAAUCCGAGGCCUCAGGUGCCAACUCAGACAGGGAAGAACAUUCAGCUCCAAGGAAACAAAUCACCACCGCUGCCCACUAACAGCAGAACACAAAUCUCCAGUGUUGCAAACAGUAGGCCUCCAACGCCCGGUACACAAACCAACAGGCCACCAACUCCAUCAACUCCGGGGAGCAGACCUGUGACCCCGAAUAGCUUGCUGUCACGGCCUCUUACCCCUAGCAACCAAGGAAAUAGGGAAGGCAUCAUUAGUAUGCAAAGAAGCAGAUCUUUGACAUCUAAGAGCCAAAUGGGGAGGACCCUCAGUGCUGCUUCAGGGCUCUCUGUGCAAAUGAGUGGAGACAUUGUUGGAACUGUCACUACUCAGAGAAGCAGUUUAUCAGAAAUCUGUUUGUGGCAGGAUGAAUUCUUACAACAGCUUCAGCUUGCUCAUCAACCUUGGAUAUUGCCGAGUGACACAGAAAGUGAAGGAGUGGAAGCUGACCAAGACAAAUGUUUGUGAAAUCAGUGGGAUUGUUGAAGAACAAUUUAAUUAAAACAAAAUUAUGGUGAUCAAAACUACACCUGAAAAUUUGCUUUAGUUUAUGCAUAAUAAUUUUAAAUAAAGUUAUUUUUCUAGUAUCAGCAGUACAUAAGUGGAACCGCUCUGAUAUGUGGAUGCUCUAAUGCACUGAAUCAGAGUAUUUACUGUGGUACAGUGGCCUUAGGAAAGAAGGGUAACUGUCACCUUUUAGUAUAAAGUAAUUAUAAUGGUUUUGUUCAGUUUAUACCCCUGUUAUUUUGGGUUAACAUUUGAUAAACUAAACUCUGCCUGACCAAAACAAACUCUACCUAGAGAUUUUAUGUAUUUUAACUUGUCUAAGGUUUUCUACUCCUUAUAUUUUUGUAAUCUUUACUCUUUUUUAGAUUAAUAAACAUUAAAGUAUUUGCCCACGUCUGCCAGUGUGUAUGUCCCAUUCAAGUCUCACAGACACUAGCUGUUCACUCACAGUCACCUGCAGAGAGAGGUCAGAAGGGGGAGGGAGAGAAAGAGUAUGUGUGUGGGUAGCAGAAACAGGUGUUGCCCAUGCUGCAUAGCUUUGUAUUGAGUUUAUCUAUCUACUUUGAUCUUUAAAACAAAUAAAGACUCUGUUAAAAAGGGAACAUAUCAAUAAGGAAUGGAGCAUGCAUGCAAAAAUAAAGUACCUAAAGGAAUUGCAUAUAUAUGAUAAAGCAUUAGUUACUCAUAUGGAUUACUGAAACAAACUUGCUGUUUACAAUAAGCUAACUGGUGUGUGCUGUGUGCUUGGAACUUUAGAAGAUGCUUUUUGCACAGACAUCAAAUGAAGGGAUGUGGCAGUUGCAUUUACUGAUUUCAUUUACCUGUUAAUUCUGUCAAGUGUGUUCUCAAUUUCCUUUGUCUUCAAUUCCGUAUGCUUGGUUCCUGUAUCUUAGGCAUAAUGAUAUAAUGAAAUUGCUUGCAACUGUUAAAAAAUACAGUAUAACAAACCAUCUAUUUGUUUAAGAAAUAAAAAUGAGUUGUCUGUCAUGAA